CAGGGUCCAACUGUAAUAAACCCAUAGUUGAAGGUUCACACAUGAUCUACACCAGAAAAACAAAAAUCAAUCAAUAAAUACACACCUGCAUCUUGACCGCUUUCUCCCCCUUUCAACUUCAUCCCGUCACUCCAGAUCUGCAUCUUGAUUUCUCUACAGAUCUUGAACAUCUAUGGGUUCCGUAACCCUAAACCCCCAAAUCGCCAAUGCCGAUCCAAAUCCCAACAAUGUCAACACCAAAACACCGUACAGGAUCUACAUAGGCUACGAUCCGAAAGAAGAUGUGGCCUACGAGGUUUGCCGCUACUCAAUUCUCAAAAGAUCUUCGAUCCCCGUUGAGAUCAUACCCAUCAAACAGUCUGAAUUACGUGAGAAAAAGUAUUAUUGGCGGGAACGUGGGAAGUUAGAAAGCACUGAAUUCUCGUUCACGAGGUUUUUGACACCGUUUUUAGCUGGGUACGAGGGUUGGGCGAUGUUUGUGGACUGUGAUUUUCUCUACCUUGGAGAUAUUAAGGAACUGUUUGAUUUAACCGAUGAUAAGUACGCUGUGAUGUGUGUGCAGCAUGAUUACACACCAAAGGAGACUACUAAGAUGGACGGGGCUGUUCAGACUGUUUACCCGAGGAAGAAUUGGUCGUCGAUGGUGUUGUAUAACUGCGGUCACCCGAAGAACAAGGUUUUGAGUCCAGAGGUUGUGAAUAAGGAGUCUGGGGCGUUUCUGCAUCGGUUUAUGUGGUUGGAGGAUGAUGAGAUUGGGUCUGUUCCUUUUGUUUGGAACUUUCUUGUUGGGCAUAACCAAGUGGUUAAGGAUGACCCGAAUACCUACCCGAAAGCGAUACAUUAUACGCUUGGUGGCCCGUGGUUCGAGGCGUGGAAAGAUUGCGAGUUCGGUGAUUUGUGGUUGAAGGAGUUGGAGGAGUGUAAGGAGGUUGAGAAAGAGGAAGAGAAAGAUCAGAAAGUGGAGUAAGAUUUGAUCAUUUGAUCAUUUGAUGAUUGUUUAGUACUUGAGUAUUAUUGUUGUUAUUAUUUAUUGUUAUUUAUAUGUUUGAUGAAAUGCUGGGCUGGUUUAAAGUUGCUUAAGUAUCUGUAAUUCUAUUAUUCAUUAGUUAUGUAUGAUGAUUACUAUCCAUUAAUUGGUUUACUCAAUAAAAUGUAUGCUUUUGUUGCUA
This is a messenger RNA of Helianthus annuus (common sunflower), 1169 nucleotides long. RefSeq names its product protein CDI. Bases 173 to 967 code for a protein of 264 amino acids. The record is from RefSeq and is a predicted model, not a curated record. Lineage: Eukaryota; Viridiplantae; Streptophyta; Magnoliopsida; Asterales; Asteraceae. The transcript is spliced from 2 exons.